This is a messenger RNA of Antrostomus carolinensis (chuck-will's-widow), 866 nucleotides long. RefSeq names its product mitochondrial Rho GTPase 2. Lineage: Eukaryota; Metazoa; Chordata; Aves; Caprimulgiformes; Caprimulgidae. The record is from RefSeq and is a predicted model, not a curated record. The transcript has 10 exons. The coding region runs from base 197 to 847 and encodes 216 amino acids.
UCUGCCGGGUAAGGAGAUCACCAUCCCGGCUGAUGUCACCCCCGAGAAGGUCCCCACACACAUAGUGGAUUACUCAGAGUCGGAGCAGACGGAGGAUGAGCUGCAGGAGGAGAUCACCAAGGCCAACGUGGUCUGUGUGGUGUACGAUGUCACCAAGGAGGCCACCAUCGAGAAGAUCCGCACCAAAUGGAUCCCCAUGGUGAACGGGGGAGUGGAGAAAGGCUCCAGGAUCCCCAUUAUUUUAGUGGGAAACAAGUCUGACCUGCAGGUGGGGAGCUCCAUGGAUGUCAUCCUGCCCAUCAUGAACCAGUUCUCAGAGAUUGAGACCUGUGUGGAGUGCUCUGCCAAGAACCUCAAGAACAUCUCUGAGCUCUUCUACUACGCCCAGAAAGCUGUGCUGCACCCCACCGCCCCGCUCUAUGACCCAGAGGAGAAGCAGCUGAAACCUGCAUGUGCACGAGCACUGACCCGGAUUUUCAACCUCUCGGACCAGGAUAACAACCAGAUCCUUAGUGAUGAUGAACUCAACUACUUCCAGAAGUCCUGCUUUGGAAACCCACUGGCUCCCCAAGCCCUGGAGGACGUGAAGAUGGUUGUAUGGAAGAACACCACAGAUGGGGUGCAGGACAACGGCCUGACAUUGAACGGCUUCCUCUUCCUCAACACACUCUUCAUCCAGAGGGGCCGACACGAGACCACCUGGACCAUCCUUCGCCGCUUCGGGUACGACGACGAGCUGGAGCUGACGGAUGACUAUCUCUACCCACAGUUCCGUGUGCCGCCCGGCUGCUCCACAGAGCUCAACCACUUGGGCUACCAGUUCCUGCAGCGAAGCACUACAAGGUGAGCAGCACGUGGAGGAGCUG